This is a messenger RNA of Sinocyclocheilus grahami, 519 nucleotides long. Its product is annotated as dedicator of cytokinesis protein 4-like. Bases 1 to 519 code for a protein of 172 amino acids. Gene Ontology annotation, cellular component: cytoplasm; plasma membrane. The transcript is spliced from 7 exons. The record is from RefSeq and is a predicted model, not a curated record. Lineage: Eukaryota; Metazoa; Chordata; Actinopteri; Cypriniformes; Cyprinidae. Gene Ontology annotation, biological process: small GTPase-mediated signal transduction; cell chemotaxis. Gene Ontology annotation, molecular function: small GTPase binding; guanyl-nucleotide exchange factor activity.
AUGAGAACUUUCGUGGCGUUUGCUUUUGCAGCCUUGACUUCAAAGUCUCUUAGGAUACGUGUUCAUCAAAGUGAGUCUCCUCAGGCAGCCUUGACUUCAAAGUCUCUUAGGAUACGUGUUCAUCAAAGUGAGUCUCCUCAGUUUUUUUGUGUUGCAGUGCUGGCCAGUUUUCGAGGAGCGGUGCAGCAUGGCUUGCCUCUGGAGAUCGGUGACACGGUGCAGAUCCUGGAGAAAUGUGAAGGUUGGUACAGAGGAUUCGUCCUCAAGAACACGAAUGCCAAGGGCAUUUUCCCAUGCAGCUACAUCCAUCUGAAGAAUGCUCAUAUCAAGAAUAAAGGGCAGUUUGAGACGGUAGUGCCGACCGAAGACUCUGUCAUUACGGAGAUGACGUCCACCCUGAGGGACUGGGGCGCCAUGUGGAAGCAGCUCUUUGUGGUAAAUACCGUUUACACAAACACAGCAGUCCGCCCACAGCCAGACGCUGACUUCGUGAACUCGGAAUAUAUUAUUUGUGUUUAA